AUGUUGGACACGUUCGAGAUCCUGACCACCUCCGGCGUCGUCGUGUGGUCGCGGUCCUAUGCCGCCGUCAGCCCCUCUAUAGUCAACAGUUUCAUCACCGAUGUCUUUAUCGAGGAGAAGGGCGCAAUCGCCGGCGCCAAAGACGACCAGCCCACCGCCAGCAACCCUCCCUACCGAGCAGACCAGCACACCCUGAAAUGGACCUUCUCCAAAGAACUAGGAGUCAUCUUUGUUGCUGUCUAUAGGUCCCUGCUGCACCUGUCCUGGAUCGACAAACUGGUCGACAACCUCAAGACCAUCUUCGUAGAUCUGUACGGCGACCAGCUCAAGAAGCCGAACACCACCCUCGUGCACUGCCACAAGUUCGACGAAUACUUCGACCAGCAGGUCAGGCAGCUCGAAUCCAGCGCCGCGGUCAAAGGCAGCCAACCCUCAGCCGCUGCCCUGGUCUCGGACGACGAAGCCGUUUCAGGCAAUCUCGGCGAUGAACCUCCUCUGCCCCCGGGUUUGAAGCACCGAUCGAUAGCACAGAAUGGGGCGCAAGAGCUUCCAUCCACCACCGAGUCGACACCGGUCGUGACGCCGUCUAAUUCGCGGCCCUCUACACCGGGGACAAGCCAUUUGGUAGUAGGCAAGGGCGGUCCCAUGGCCAAGAUGUCGCGACGGGCACGAAAGAUGCAGAAUACCUCGGCGCCGGCCUCAUCCGGAGACGAAGGGCCAGCACGAAAGGCCAAGAAGGCGCCCAAGAAGGGGCGCAAGUGGAAUGCCGACGGUUAUGCAAGUGAGGAGGACGAUGUGCAACUUGACUACUCAGCCGCCGCCAAUGCCGCCACCAGCGAGAGCGAAGCCGAAGGCCGUUCCACCGCCAUGGAAAGUAUUGAUUCGUCGACGUGGGGUACAAAGACCUCCAAGGGUCAAUUCGUCCUCAAAGAUCUCGAUGAUGAAGUCAACGACAUUCUUGCAUCAGCACAAGCCAAGUCGACAGGCUCCUCUAGCAGCGGUGGCCUAGUCAACUCGGGUUUCAGCACUAUCAGUGGCCUCUUCCGCAAUGUGGUCGGUGGCAAGACCCUAACGAAAGAAGACCUAAAGAAGCCUAUGGAUGGCAUGAAGGAACACCUGAUCAAAAAGAACGUUGCCCCAGAGGCAGCGGUGCGCCUGCGGGACAGUGUUGAGCACGAGUUGACCGGCUUGAAGACGGGCAGUUUCGAGUCAAUCGAUGCACGCAUCGCAAAAGCUAUGGAGGCAUCCCUGACCAAGAUGCUCACCCCUACAUCAUCUCUGGACCUACUUCGCGAGGUGGAUGCUGUGACGAGACCUUCGACCUUCUCGAGCGUCAAGCCGCGCCCUUACGUCAUCUCUGUUGUCGGUGUCAACGGCGUCGGCAAGUCGACAAAUUUGUCCAAAAUAUGUUUCUUUUUGCUGGAGAACAAGUACAAGGUUCUCGUCGUGGCAGGAGACACUUUCCGUUCGGGUGCUGUAGAACAGUUGAAGGUCCAUGUGAGAAACCUGAAGGAGCUCACGCAGCGUGAAGGUGGCAAGGUUGAGCUCUUCGAAAAGGGGUAUGGUGGGGAUGCCGCUACAGUCGCAAGGGACGCUGUCCGUACGGCCAGCAAUGAGGGCUUCGAUGUCGUCUUGAUUGACACAGCUGGAAGACGGCACAAUGAUCAGAGAUUGAUGUCGAACCUUGAAAAGUUUGCUAAGUUCGCCAACCCAGACAAGAUUCUGAUGGUUGGAGAGGCACUUGUUGGCAAUGACUCUGUUGCACAGGCACAAAACUUCAAUGCUUCCUUCGGUCAAGGACGCACUCUGGACGGCUUCAUCAUAUCCAAGUGCGAUACCGUAGGCGACAUGGUUGGCACCAUCGUCAGUAUCGUACAUGCGACCAACGUACCCGUUCUUUUUGUUGGUGUCGGCCAGCACUAUGAAGAUAUCAGGAGCUUCUCAGUCAAAUGGGCUGUCAAGAAGUUGUUAAUGAAGAAGCUACCACAUGCAUUCGAACUAAUCCUCUCCUUGAAACCCUAUAGAGACCUGAGCCAGGAGAACAUGAACCAAGAUUCGACUGCAGCAAUUCUCAAGAUGAACUCUGUCCAACAAGACAAUGUCGCUACUGAGCAGGCGCAGCCAUUAUCCCAGGGUAACCCACGGAUCCACGGCCCAACACCCAUGUCUCCAGGAGCAGGCCAGGCCAUUCGCCGUCGACCUGUGUCAGUGGCUCGCCAGCAGGCGACGAACCAGACUUCCUUGCCGUCACCUAUUUCUCCUCAGAGUGGGAUCUCUUCGCCAUUGAACGGGUUUGGCAAGACAAGCCAGUACUUUCCUCCUCAGCCUUCGAGCGAGGCCCCCGGGGUUGCACAGGUUCCACAAUAUCAACCGCAAAGUAAUCCUUAUCCUCCACCACCGCCUCCAGGAUCUAGCACUCCAUCAGUACAGCCAUACCAGCAACCACAGAGCCACACCGUAUAUUCUCCGCCUCCAAUAGUGCAGAAUGGACUUCCAACUCCUCCACCAUCGACGGCAUCUAACUCUCAGCCUUAUUUCCCCCCUCCAACUCCACAACCGGCAGCUGUACCGUCCUAUAACCCAGCUCAGGUAAUGCAAUCGCCUUACCCAGUUUAUAAUCCAGCGCAGAUGGACAGGUCGACUUUCCAGAUGCCAGGCUACCCUCCGCCAAGUUCAACCUCAACGGCAGGCGCUGGAUCUCUUCCUGCAAAUGUAGCCUCCCCUAUACGAUCCAGCUCGAAGAGGCUCUCCACUUGGAGUAAGGAGGCAGCGACAAAGUACUGGAACAAGGAGACGGCCAAGAAGGCCUACAAGAACAGCGUCGACUUCCUCGUGAAGACAAAUGACAAACUGGACAAGGUGGUGCAGCCCAUGAUGCCAGUUCUCGCUGUGACUAACCCCGACCUCGCCUCGGCUAUCCAAGUUAGUCAGGCGAUGCAAAACGCUCAGAACGCUCAGAACGUGCAGAACGUGGCGAAUGGCACUCCAAAUCAGGCUGGUGGAGGGUUGAAUACGAUGGGUCACUUGGCGGCAGCUUUGAUACAAUCUUCUGGUGAUAAUUCGGAGAACAGCGGGACGGGUGCAAACCCACUGCUCGCAGCUCUGGAGCAGUCGGCGAACAAUCCGUAUGGCAGUGGUGCAGAUACCAAUGCGCUGAUGGCGGCACUCACACAGUCAACGAAUGGGAAUACGUAUGCGAACGGCAGUACAGAUCCAAACACACUCUUGAUUUCAUCGCUCAUUCAACAGCAGUCGAAUGCUGCAACGGCGUCCUUGCUCGCAAACAUGAAUAACAACGCGCAAGGCGACCAAGCCCAGCUCAUUGCCGCCAUCAUCCAGCAGCAGCAAGAACAGUCGGUAGCUACUGCGGCGGCAAUGAUGGCAGCGACUGCAUCUCCAAAUCCUGCAUAUAAUACUGCAACAGCUCAGGCUGACUCGCGCGCCAUGCCGGGUGCAAAUACGUUUUAUAAUGGAACAAACCCUAGUAUUCCUCGAGAGGCAACUGUCCCUCUACACAGCCCUCAACAAUCAGGUCCACAGGGUCUGGCCCAGCAGCCUCCUCCUACAAGCUCACUGUUCAGUUCUACUUCAUUGCCCCCGCAAGCACAACCCGUCGCCAUCCCGACAAAUACGGCAGCAGCCGCCUGGGUUCACUACCAAGCCGCAAUAUUCGGGCUCGGGGACAUAUAUCUUCCCCCGGACCACGGCAUAAGCGACGCGGGAUACAACUGCCUCGUCGGAGACCUGACGAAUCUGUCGGGACACUUCGAGAUCAGGCUGCUCUACACAGCCUCGCAGGUACUGAGGGAUGUAGCGACGACCCAGGACCUCACCAAGGACGGGGAUACGACCGUACUCGAGCCCUGCGCCGUCGCUGACUUCGGCAUCCCGACCGGCGGCGUGAGCCUGACCUGCGGCAUCUCCAUGAAAGAAGCCGAAGCGGACGGCGCCAUGCCGGCCAUGUACAAGGCGAUCGUACAGUCGCCGUACGGCCACGGUCUUGCCGUGUCGUUCUUCGUGCCGGUGCAGCAGCUGCCGGCUGCCAAGGUGGUCGCUAGGUUCAUGCUCUCGUCAAUCAAAUGGAUUGAUCGUUCGACGGUGUCCAAGUCUGUUGCUGGCCAGCUUGUGGGCAAGUGGAGAUUCGAGGACGAGCCGCUGUUGAUCGAGCUGGAGGAUGUGGAUAGCAACGCAGAGACUAAGGAGUUGGUAUUCACGGCUGAUGGGCGGUAUUUUUACGACAGGAAAGGGGGCGUCGACCAGCAGCAGCAGGACCGCGAUGGUGCGUAUGAUCCGGAUCAUACCCGAGGGCAAUUCGAGGCCUACGAGUAUGCGGCGGGAGGCUGCGUGCAUCUGGUGUUGGUCGAGGAGCGCACGGGCAGCGUCGAGGUCCAGGCCGUGGAGCUGAGCGAAGGUGUGAUGGUUGUCAAGGAGAAGCGAUAUCUUCGGGUCUCGAGUAGCUAA
Neoarthrinium moseri is the source of this 4461-nucleotide messenger RNA. RefSeq lists its product as uncharacterized. The transcript is spliced from 4 exons. Gene Ontology annotation, molecular function: GTP binding; GTPase activity; signal recognition particle binding. Gene Ontology annotation, biological process: SRP-dependent cotranslational protein targeting to membrane. Lineage: Eukaryota; Fungi; Ascomycota; Sordariomycetes; Amphisphaeriales; Apiosporaceae. Gene Ontology annotation, cellular component: signal recognition particle receptor complex; endoplasmic reticulum membrane. Bases 1 to 4461 code for a protein of 1486 amino acids. The record is from RefSeq and is a predicted model, not a curated record.